AUGCGGCGAUUGGAGCCUCUUUUCAAGGGGCUGCAAUACUAUUCUCAGUCGAUCGAAGUUGUCUGCAAUGGCACGCCAUUCUUGCCUUGGAUAUGGGCACCAAUAAAACUAAUUCUCAAGGUAGCAUCUGACCAGAUCGAGGCGUUUGAGAAGCUCAUACAGGCCUAUGCUCGUAUAGCGGAGCCUUUGGCACGACUCAAAAUCAUCAGCCAGGCAUUUUUAGCGAACCAUGAGAUCCAGAAGGUUCUCGCAAUUUUCUACGCUGACAUUUGCAAAUUCCACAAGGAGGCAUACAAAUUUGUGCGCAGGAGUGGGUGGAAAGUCUUGUUCAUGACUUCUUGGGGACGUUUCGAGCGUCGCUUCAACGGGAUAAUCGAGGACCUCAAAGCUCACGAAGCCCUCAUCGACAAAACGGCUUCCGCCGUGGGACUCUCUGAGGUGAAAAAGCUCAGAGAAGCCCUUGAACUCCAGAGGCAAGAGUCACUUGAGGAAAUGGCCGAGAAGGACACGGAAAACACAGCAAAGCAGUAUCAGGCCAUUGUCGGCUGGCUUAAAAUGGAUGACCACGAGCAGCUCAAAAUCUUCGACUUGGUCAUUACCGAAGCUCAAAGAUACGACGGAACCUGUGACUGGAUCCUCAAGCAAAACAAGAUUGCCGCAUGGAUGAAGUGCAGCCAGGAGCUCGCCUUUCUCGUCCUUCGCGGCAAUGUAGGGACUGGAAAAAGUGUUCUCGCCGCCCACAUCACCAACUUCCUCCGAGCGUCGAAGCAAUCCUUGGUGGUUUGCCAUAUCUGUACCUACGCUCAAGCAGCAUCCACCGAGUACGGACAAAUACUGCGAUCAAUCCUCUUACGGCUCGUACAAGCCAGUUCGGACCUAAUUGCCUACAUUUACAAGCAAUUCAUACAAGAGAAGAAGAGUCCGUCUGUACAAGCCCUCGAGAGCCUGAUUUUGUCGGUGAUCGGGGCUAUUUCAGACAAUCCGUCGCAGACCAGCUAUAUCCAUAUUAUCCUGGACGGGUUAGAUGAGUGCGAAGAGAAGACGCAGCUUAAGAUUAUUACUCACCUAGAACGAAUGGUGUCGUCAGCAUUGAGAGCGAAUUCGACAAUCUGCAAGGUCCUCGUUACGACUAACAUGCAGAAUGAAACACCCAAGAAGUUGAAAGCAAAGCAACAAGUAUCGCUGACCAACGAGAAAACUGCACUCAGCAAGGCAAUCUCGGUGUACACUGCCUCGAAGCUUUCGGAGCACCGGUCGCGAUGGUUUCAAAUGGGGAUUACGGACACAGACUUGAAGGAGCUUGAGCUUCGACUCGCUGAAAAAGCUGACGGUACGCUGUGCGGAGUAAUUGAGUACAAGAAGAUACAGUAUACUGACGGGAAUUGA
Purpureocillium takamizusanense is the source of this 1386-nucleotide messenger RNA. RefSeq lists its product as uncharacterized. The record is from RefSeq and is a predicted model, not a curated record. Lineage: Eukaryota; Fungi; Ascomycota; Sordariomycetes; Hypocreales; Ophiocordycipitaceae. The transcript is spliced from 3 exons. Bases 1 to 1386 code for a protein of 461 amino acids.